Cavia porcellus (domestic guinea pig) is the source of this 4242-nucleotide messenger RNA. RefSeq names its product NFKB activating protein (gene Nkap). The transcript is spliced from 9 exons. Gene Ontology annotation, biological process: negative regulation of DNA-templated transcription. Gene Ontology annotation, cellular component: nucleus. NCBI's taxonomy places the organism in Eukaryota, Metazoa, Chordata, Mammalia, Rodentia, Caviidae. Bases 133 to 1377 code for a protein of 414 amino acids. Gene Ontology annotation, molecular function: chromatin binding. The record is from RefSeq and is a predicted model, not a curated record.
AACUGUUUCCAAGGUUUCUACAGGUCUGGAAUAUUACUGGCUGGCGGAUUCAGGGAGGCAAGGCAACGGAGGUCUUCAAAGAGUCGCCAGAGCGCCCCCUUGUCCCGCCGCUUCGGGGACACAGCUGUAGCAAUGGCUCGGGUGCCCCGAUCGCGCAGCCCUGAUGGCGAGGCCUCGGGCUCCGGGGGAAAACGCCGCAGUGUGUCGAAGAGCCCCAAACCCAGCAAAUCCUCCCGCUCCCCGCGAGGCCGCCGGUCUCGCUCUCGCUCUUGUUCUCGCUCUGGGGAUCGGAAUGGCUUCAGCCAUCAGCUAGGUGGCUUCAGCCAAAGCUCUCGAAAACAGUCGUACCGCUCCCGCUCGCGAUCGCGCUCCCGAGAGCGACCCUCUGCGCUGCGAAGUCCCCCCUUUGCCUCUGCUUCAUCCGCCUAUUAUGGCGCCUACUCGCGCCCCUACGGGAGUGACAAGCCGUGGCCCAGCCUCCUGGACAAGGAGAGGGAGGAGAGCCUGCGGCAGAAGAGAUUAAGUGAAAGAGAAAGGAUUGGUGAAUUGGGAGCUCCUGAAGUAUGGGGACUUUCUCCAAAGAAUCCUGAACCAGACUCUGAUGAACAUACACCAGUAGAGGAUGACGAACCAAAGAAAAGCACUACUUCAGCAUCUAGUUCAGAAGAUGAAAAGAAGAAAAGGUCUACUCAUUCAAAAGAAAGGUCCAAGAAAAGGCGAAAAAAGAAAUCAUCUAAAAGAAAACACAAGAAAUAUUCUGACGAUAGUGACAGUGACUCUGAUUCUGAAACAGACUCCAGUGAUGAAGAUACAAAAAGGAGAGCAAAGAAAGCUAAGAAAAAGGAAAAGAAGAAGAAACACAGAUCGAAGAAAUACAAGAAAAAGAAGACUAAGAAGACCAGAAAAGAGUCCAGUGAUUCAAGUUCUAAAGAUUCCCAAGAAGAAUUUCUGGAAAAUCUCUGGAAGGAUCGAUCAAAGAUUGAAGAACCGUCAGAUUUAAUUGGCCCAGAGGCUCCAAAAACACUUGCGUCUCAAGAUGAUAAACCUUUAAAUUAUGGCCAUGCUCUGUUACCGGGUGAAGGUGCAGCUAUGGCUGAAUACGUAAAAGCUGGAAAACGUAUUCCACGAAGAGGUGAAAUCGGGUUGACAAGUGAAGAAAUUGCAUCAUUUGAGUGUUCGGGUUACGUAAUGAGUGGUAGCAGGCAUCGUCGAAUGGAGGCUGUACGACUGCGAAAAGAGAACCAGAUCUAUAGUGCUGAUGAGAAGAGAGCACUUGCAUCCUUCAACCAAGAAGAGAGACGAAAGAGAGAGAACAAGAUCUUGGCCAGUUUUCGAGAGAUGGUAUACCGAAAGACCAAAGGGAAGGAUGACAAAUAAGCAUUUUCUAAUCAUUCAGCAGACAUUUUUCAUAACAAAAAGCAGUCUGGUUCUACACAUAUACAAAGAUUAUUGUGCUCUGAAAAAGCUUUACAGUGCACUGUGCCUUCUAUUUAAUUAUUUUAGGCCUUCAAUAAAAAAGCUGCUUAUUGAUAAUAACUUUAGUAAAUUACUUGGGUUAAUUUGGAUUGACCUAACAUUCUGGUUUUAAAAUUCAAAUUAUGAAUGAAAUCCUACUGUAUUAGGGGAGGUGGCAUGGGGAGAAAGUGUCAGUAAGAAAGAUCAGAAACUUAAUCUUACGCUGAGGUUCAGUGCUCCAAUUCACUCUACACAAUGCCAACCCCACCCCAACUAAGCUUGAGGGAAAUUAUCAUCCCUUUUUGUUGAAAGUGUUAUGAAUGGACUUGAUAGAAACUACAUAGGAGGUUAAUGUUAAAAUGAAAUCUUUGCUUAAAAAAAGCAAGUCUGGAUUUGAAAGCUGACUUUUCAAUAUAUAUUUUGCUUUCAGUUCCUACCUGUCCUCUAAAACCAACCAACAAGACAAAAAGUAAAUUAAUCCAUGAAAUUGUUGAACCGAAAAUGUAAACAGAUGGUGUUUUAAAUUGAUAAUAAUUCACUUAAAGAUCACUCAGGGGCUGGGGAUACACCUCAAGAAAAAAAGUACUUUGAAAAAUAGUCUUAGGUGUUGCUGCACCAGUGUAAAGUACCUUAUUUCUAUUUAACCUAUACUUUAAUAAUAGGAUAAUAUCUGAAAAAAGAGUGAGCAUCAACUAUAGUCAAGAGUGCUGAUAGGGAAAAUAUGAUGAGUUAGUAUUUUAGUUGUUUCAUAAGAUCAAAUAAAAAUAUUAUUAACCUUUUUUUUGCAGCACUAGGGAUUAAACCCUGGAGCUCUACACUGAGCUACAUCCCCAGCCCUUUCUAUUUUUUUGAGACAGGGUCUUUCUAAGUCACAAAGUUGCUCAGGCUGUGCUUCAACUUGUGAUCCUCUCAUCUCAGCCUUGAUAUUAAACAUUUUUAAACUUUGUCCUAUAUAUAAUAAAAGGAUCUAGUUAUAAACACUGUUAAAUCUUUCAUUUUUUAUAUCUCUCAUUCAGUUUGUUAACUUUGUACAAAACCCCCUCACAUUAUCAAAUUUUUGGAAAGUGCAAAUGGUAGAACUGUGAGAUCAUAGUCUUUUUCCUUUUCUUAUUUUUGUUCACUUUAAUUACGUCACAAAAAUGAAGGCAGAGGGGGACAGUUGAAGUUUUGGCUGUUUUUGUUAAGGUUGGAAUGUUGUUUCAGUCUCCAUUAUUGUUACAUACAUAAUUACUCAGUGACAGGAAAAUUCUAAAAUGUCCUUCUUACAGUUUGAAGUGGUAUUUGUUCAGUUUUUAAAUAAGGCACUCAUAUUUCAAGUACUGAGCACAAAUGUUUCUACUCAACAUAUAUUCUUGGAAAAUGUCUACCUUUAAUCUACAACUACUAAACAGUAGUCAACAUGUAGCAACAUUUGUGACCCUUGAACUAGAGGUGAUUUAUCCCGUCUAGCCUACUAAACCUGUAGUUUCCAAAGGUCACAAUGAGACUUGUGAGUCUUAGUCCAUCUACUUCUGUGUGUAAUAAAACCUAAAGUUUAUAGUCUGCACUUAUAAAAAUUUUUUUCUCUAAGGGAAUUUUUGUUGCUGGUUCCUAGAGACUAAAAUAGUAUAUCCUUUUAUUUUUAGUAGGCAAGGUACUGUAAAUGCAGCAAUUCUGCAAUACAUAUAUGAAUAUUCAACAGAUGUUUAUUGAGUAAAUGAAAUAAAAUGUAUUAAAUUAUUUGAGACUUACCAUUUUUUUCAUCAGGGUUUGUUUGGGAAAUAUCUAUGAAACAAUUGCAUCAGUAGCAUAUUCUUUAGGAAAGAGGAAGGGAGAAUAAAAAGAUUUAAAGUGUUUUAUUUCAGCUUAUGAGACUACUUCAAAACCAUGUUUUGUCACCUGAACCAUAAGUCAAAUGGUAGGGUUAGGGUUAUUGUGUUUCAAAGAUAUUUUUCUGUACUUCUAAACUUACCUAGUUUAUCACCUCCUUGCCUAUCACACCAAUAGGAUUUUUUGCUUCCUUUUAAUUUAUUGCACAUAUAUGAGUUUUUAAAAAGAAAAUUACAGUCCUGCCAUAUAAAUCGCUAAUAUUCUGUGGUUUGUUUACGGUGUUUGUCUAAGUAAAUAUGUAUUCUAAUGUACUUGUAAGUAACCACUUUGAGUGUAAUGUAAAUUUGUCUUUAGUGUUUUUAAAUUUUUCAGCUAGGUAAAGGACUCUAGGAAAGAUAGAAACAAGUGAUGGUCUGAAACUGAGGAUGGAAAGACUAGAAAUAAGGAAAGGUACUGAUUGAAUCAUUGCUGUUUCAUUGCCCCCAGUCCUCAAGCAUCCCUGCUUCCAUCACAAGUGUCAUGGUGUGUUAUAGAAGGUGGCAUGCCAGGUAUCAGAGUAUUAGAAUAUACUGUUUAGCAGUAAGGCCAACUCACAGUAAAUAAAGUGAUCUGUGACAUGGGCAGCCCUUCAGACUGGUUAUAUUAUGAGCUGUAGAACUUUUGUCAUUUUUUUGUUCCCCAGUUGUGCUCAUAGGGUCUGUCUGGAGUGGAGUCUUAGGCAUAGAUUGGGGAACAGUCAGCCAAGAACCAAGCAUGGUUUGGUCUGACAGGUGAAUUUUAGCAACUCUAUAAACUGAGCUCUGUAUUUAUAAGACUUAAAAAAUGAUGCACAGUGAUGGGAAAAACCUUUUAGAAAAUAGAAAAUGACUCUGCUAAUGUGAUAGAAGUUGCAGAAUGGAAAAUGAAUGAAUGCGAAAAAUACAGUUGGGUUAUAUGCCACAAGUUUAUUCAAUAAAUAUUCUGUGGUUUGAUGUGCUA